This is a messenger RNA of Peromyscus californicus insignis, 3842 nucleotides long. RefSeq names its product C-type lectin domain containing 7A (gene Clec7a). Lineage: Eukaryota; Metazoa; Chordata; Mammalia; Rodentia; Cricetidae. The record is from RefSeq and is a predicted model, not a curated record. The transcript is spliced from 6 exons. Bases 64 to 798 code for a protein of 244 amino acids. Gene Ontology annotation, molecular function: pattern recognition receptor activity; (1->3)-beta-D-glucan binding. Gene Ontology annotation, cellular component: cell surface. Gene Ontology annotation, biological process: positive regulation of wound healing; positive regulation of lymphocyte activation; cellular response to molecule of fungal origin.
UUGGCAGUUAUUUCUUUGCAAGGAACAUUCAAGUUCUCUGCCAAUCCAAGGCCCUCUGAAACAAUGGAAUAUCAUUCUCAUCUAGAGAAUCUGGAUGAAGAUGGAUAUACUCAAUUAGACUUCAGGACUCAAGGCAUCCACAAAAGACCUGUAGGAUCAGAGAAAGGAAGUCAGGUUCCAUCUCCUCCUUGGCGUCUCAUUGUGGUGGCUUUGGGAAUCCUGUGCUUGGUCGCAGUAGUGGUUGCUGCAGUCCUGGGUGUCCUAGCAUUUUGGAGAUUCAAUUCAGGGAGAAAUCCAGAGGAGAAAGAAAACUUCCCGUCAAGAAAUAAAGAGAACCACAAACCCACAAAAUCAUCUUUAGAUGAGAAGGUGGCUCCCUCCAAGGCAUCCCAGACUACAGGACUUUUUCCUGGGCCUUGCCCCCCUAAUUGGAUCAUACAUGAAAAGAGCUGUUAUCUAUUUAAGAUGUCAAUAGAUUCCUGGGCUGGAAGUAGGAGACACUGCUCCCAGAUUGGUGCUCAUCUACUGAAGAUAGACAACUCAAAAGAAUUUGAGUUCAUCGAAAGCCAAACAUCUUCUCACCGUGUGAAUUCAUUUUGGAUAGGCCUUUCCCGUAGACAGACUGAAGGGCCGUGGCUCUGGGAGGAUGGCUCACCAUUCGUUCCCAACUCGUUUCAAGUCAGAGAUACAGCUUCCCAGGAAAGCUUACUGCACAAUUGUGUAUGGAUUCACGGGUCAGAGGUCUACAAUCAAAUCUGUAAUAUUUCCUCAUUCAGUAUCUGUGAGAAGCAGCUGUAAAUGUAAGGAUGAAGAUGAAGAAUCGAUAAGCAUGUCAGACUGUAAGGGUGGAACACACACAUACCACCAACAACAACAACAGCAACAGAACAGGAAAGAUGAAUAUUGAAAAUCAGAGUAAAUGCAGAAAUGCUAGAAGACCUUGUUAAAUUUUAACUUCAACUGAGAACAUGGAUGAAGAAGGUGAGACUUCUGUUCUUGUCAGCUUCAUAAAGAGAGUAGUGUUACCUUCCAGUUAGUAAGCCACUAGACAUGGAGUGAAGACACUAAGAAAUACAGAGAAUAAGUGAACAUGAGGUUCCCAGACCCAAAUGGUACAAUUGCAACAAAGCCCCCAUACCUGUCAGGGAAUAUUGCUGUAGAGGGGCCAGGGGGCUGAAGUCUGUAAGAGCCAGAGGACCAGGAUGCCUACUGCUAGUGUCUUCUAGACAGGACAGGGAAACUCUAUCCCCAAAAUAUCAACAAUAUGCUCCAUUAAACAAGACCUGAAUGAUGACAACUUUAGUUGGUAUGCCAACCUGGAUGUAGGCAUUUCACAAGGUCCCAUCUCCCACAUAAAGAACUACAUGUGAUCAAUGAUGCUGAAAGAGGAAGAAGAUCUUUUUCUAGGAACAAGCUUCCUGAUUGAUGGGUUACUGAACCCCAAGCAGUCAGCACUAAACACAUGCACAGACCAGUAACACUAAAUGGACUAGCAGGAGAUAUACAUAUAUAUGUAUGUAUGUAUGUAUAUGAAUGUUACUCAGAAAUUGUUACUGGAGUGUACAUUGUGCUUGUGUGAUUUGCUCAGUGUCUAGCAAGGCAAAAUGUACUUCUAAACUGAUAGGUAAAGAAAUGAGGGAAGAAAAUCUUCACUACAAAUAAAGCUGUUAGUUUCAUCCACAUGAUUGUGAUUAAAAUGAUGAUCACUGAAAAGCAGUGACCCCAACUUCUUCCUCAACUAGAUAACCCAAAGAGUCUUUCCAUAUCUCUGAUAGCAGAACCUGAUGUAACAUGAAAUCACAGAGGUGCUUCAUUUACAGAAAGCCUUCUCCUUAAAUAUUAUAUUUUGAAAGAUAAAUUGGAUGUGAUAGUGAAUAUUUAAAAAGCAUCCACUUAGGAUUAGUGUUUUGGAGCACAGAACAUGUUUUGUCUUUUUUUAUGAUUUAGUAUUUUGCAGUGCACAAUUGAUUCUUUAGUCAUUUCUUUACAAAAGUAUGAUUGGAAUUUGACUAUGUUUCCUGGUGGGAUCUGUCCUGUUAGCUUCUAAGCUUCUCCAUUAGCACCACUCACAUUUCCAGUGUGGAUUUCCAAGUUGCUGGAGAGCCAUUUGUAGCUUCCUCAGGCUGAUUAAUAUGUGGGCAGAAAUUGUGCUAAGUCCACUGAAUCGUUCACUUGAAAAUGAUUAAUUUUCUGUAACUUUCACCUCAAUUGAAAAACUGCUUAUUCAAGUAUGUUUGGCCUCUGAACAACCUGCCUACGUGUAGCAAUCACUAACAUAAUUUGCCUUCUUCCCAAAAUGGUUGAUUAAUUUGAUACUAGGUAGGGGAUAUUUCUACAUUGGAGCAUAAAUUUGUGUUCUUGAAGAUUUUGAAAAGUCUGAGGAAAACGUACAGUUUUGUGAAGCUUGCACUCAUUUUUUAAUAUUCAAAUUUGAAUUCUCGAAGUCUGAAAAUACUGAAGAGGGGACAGAGGUAAAUCUGAGAGGAGACAGAGAUAAAUCUGAGAGAAGUGUUAUUAACUAGCUCAAGUAGUUAGUUAAAGUACAGGAUGAGAUUUAGAGAAGACUUGAGUGUUGUGUAUGUGCACACAUGAGCUCAUGUGUGUACGUGUGUAUGCUCACCUGUGCACACUUGGAGAUCAGAAGUUGACAUCCGGUGUCAUGCACUAUCACUCCCCACCAUCUUCUUUGUUGGGAUGUGAUCUUACUGUCUCCUUAUGCUGACUGACCAACCAGUUCCCAGAUCCACCUGUCUCUCCCUCACCCAGCUCUGGAGUUGCAAAUGUGGGCUACUAUAAAUGGCUUCUAUGUGAAUAGUGAGAAUCAAAAUCGGAUUCUCAAGCUUACACAGCAUCUACUGAGCCACCUCCUCAGCCUAAUGUGCAAAUAUUUUAACUUUCGUUUCCAUUUGACUCUUUCUGGGUACCUAGAAUUGGACAGGGAAGUUCAAGAAACUAUCAACAUUAAAGAAAAUAAAUCUGGAUGCUGAAAUCAAGAUUUUCUUACUAGGAUCAGGCAGUUGAGAAAUCCCCCAGUGUGUAUGUAAAGGAUCAAGUAGAACCAGAGUUAUGAUAGAAAGGAAACUGCUCCGGCUGGUCCAGGGUAUACUAUUACCUGGCAUACUGACAGACUGUUUACAUGAGAACUUACUAUUAAUGCACAUAUGAACAGAAACACACAUAUUUGUCUAAGGGACAGAGAUGGGAUAACAGCUGCUAGCUGAACUCAAGUCUGAAGGAUGAAUUCCAGAUAGUUAAAUUUGAAGAAACAUCUACAGAGGGACUCCUGCAUUCAUUUGCCUUGGACACCACAAUAAUUUGGGCAGUUGUCCCUAAUCUUUGUCUUUAUCCCCCUACAAUGUGUUUCAAACUUAGCCGAGUAGGUUUGUUAGACCGCUGCAGUGGAUGAGCGAGCUGGGGGCAGUGCUGCAGAGCUCACACCGGUGACAAUGGUGAGGGAAAGCUGGCAGGCUGACCAACCCAGCUACCACCCAGACUCAGAACCAGGGCUAUGAGUUGGCCCACCCCAAUAUCCACCUCAUCGAUGAACUGCUGGAGCAUGGAAGGAGCUGGACCUGAAGAUCUAAAGCUCCAGGAUCUCCAUGACACAAGGCAACAACAGUAUAUCCAAGAGGAGUCCCAGUGAGGGCUCAGUACCAAGAGUGUGGCAGAAAGGCAGAGGCCUCGAACCAGAACAAUGACUCAUAGCAAAGAACACUUACAUGGAAAGAUGUAUGGACGAAAGGGUAUAUAUAUACUGUGUGAUUCACUGUGUCACAGUACAGCUUCCAUGACGAGACUUUGUUUGUUUUUGUUUUUUUGUUUUUCCCUUAAAAUUUAUUUUA